Vespa velutina is the source of this 644-nucleotide messenger RNA. It is a transcript of the gene Rpp20, whose product is annotated as ribonuclease P protein subunit p20. NCBI's taxonomy places the organism in Eukaryota, Metazoa, Arthropoda, Insecta, Hymenoptera, Vespidae. The record is from RefSeq and is a predicted model, not a curated record. Gene Ontology annotation, biological process: tRNA 5'-leader removal. Gene Ontology annotation, molecular function: nucleic acid binding. Gene Ontology annotation, cellular component: nucleus; ribonuclease MRP complex; nucleolar ribonuclease P complex. The transcript is spliced from 4 exons. The coding region runs from base 153 to 623 and encodes 156 amino acids.
CACCAAUUAACAUAAGAUGAAGUAAUCGAUCCGAUGGUGGACAUGGAGGUUCUGCUUGAAUCAUGUUAGACAAUUGUACGGCAAGUGUUUGAUGACCAUCAUAAAAUAAUUGACUGAAAUCAAUAAUACACAUUGUUUGUAUUAAAUACAAAAUGGCCGAAGAACAUAAACUACAAUGUAUAAAUAAAAUUAAAUCGAAAAAAAGUAAUGUUCAGCACAACGUUAUAAAAACAUUAUUGUCAAAUGGUAAUUAUAUAUUAAGAAAACGGCAACCUAAAUUAAUUAGACAAGUUAACAGGGAUAUAUACGUGACAAAUAAAACAGAUUUCAAGGCACAAAUAAGCAAGUGUGAAAAACUGCUUAAUAUUGGUGUGUCUGAAAUAAUAAUUCAUGGGCUUGGUGCUGCUAUAGAUAGAGCAUGUAAUUUGGCACUUCAAUUAAAAGAAAUUCAUCAUAAUAGCUUGGACUUAGACAUUAAAACUUCUACUGCAGAACUUAUUGAUGACUUUGAACCACUUAAUGAUGAUUAUGAUUAUAAAGUGAAAAUGAGACGUAAUUCUGCCAUACAUAUUCGUGUUUUUAGGAAAGAAGCAAUGGGAAUAUUGCAGUGUAAAGCAAAAUGAAUUACAGUUUAGCAGAACAAA